Molecule: messenger RNA, 831 nt
Organism: Danio aesculapii
Lineage: Eukaryota; Metazoa; Chordata; Actinopteri; Cypriniformes; Danionidae
Gene: rnf151
Product: ring finger protein 151
Exons: 4
Coding region: 1-831 (276 amino acids)
Biological process (GO): regulation of canonical NF-kappaB signal transduction; positive regulation of JNK cascade
Cellular component (GO): plasma membrane signaling receptor complex
Molecular function (GO): zinc ion binding
Source: RefSeq, a predicted model, not a curated record
AUGGAAGAGAAGAGAAGAUUGGACAUCUGCAAUGCAUUUCUGAAUGAUCCCGGGUCAAGUGAUCUCCUUUGGGAUGUUUUGCUGCGUGUUGUGAUGACCGAUACUGGAGGUUAUGAAGUGGAUCAGUUUGUGGAUCCUCCAGAUGAUGAUCUGAUUUGUGUCAUCUGUAGAGCUGUUUUACGCUGUCCUGUACGGCUUAAAUGCAACCAUGUCUUCUGCAAGGAAUGCAUUUUACAGUGGAUGAAAAGACAGGUCAAAUGCCCAUGCUGUAGGCAAUCGAUCGACCAGAACCAAAUGCUGGUUUUGUUUAAGCUGAGCAAAUCCAUUGGCCGUUUAUCAGUCAAGUGUCGCAAUGGACAGCAGGGCUGCAGGGCAACUUUCCCGCUUUCUAACGAGUACCUCCACAUCUCCAACUGUCCAUAUGAGUGGCAAAUCUGUCCUCAUGAGGGCUGUGGCCAGCAGGUGUUGAGGAAGGAUGCGCAGGUGCAUGAUCAGAGCUGCAGUCACUGGAGACAGCUGUGCCCCAUGGGCUGUGGAACGCUGCUCGUCCGGGAGAACCAGGUCCAACACAACUGCUACCGAGAGCUGCAGCAGCGCUACCUAGCCGAGCGCCGGAAGCAGAGAGCCGUUGCAGCCAACCUGCGCAGGAAGAUGCAGCGCAUGCAAAGCCGCAUGGCCCAAAUAAAGAGGCAGAUCAACCUGAUGUGUGAGAGCCUGGAGGUCGGAGAUCUGGAAACGGAAGCAGGCGAGGGAACCAGUGCUUGGACAGAUUCUAGUCCAAGCAGCAGCAGACAUAGACACACUUACAAUUCAAGAAUUCGAUUUAUAUAG